This is a messenger RNA of Mus caroli (Ryukyu mouse), 4345 nucleotides long. It is a transcript of the gene Angpt1, whose product is annotated as angiopoietin 1. Lineage: Eukaryota; Metazoa; Chordata; Mammalia; Rodentia; Muridae. Gene Ontology annotation, biological process: blood coagulation. The record is from RefSeq and is a predicted model, not a curated record.
AAUUUGUAAGCCGAUCCGCCGCCCAAAGCCAUCAGCAAUCCUUAGCAUAGGGGCACACUCAUGCAUUCCUGUCAAGUCAUCUUGUGAAGGCUGCCUGCUUCCAGCUUGGCUUGGAUGUGCAACCUUAAUAAAACUCACUGAGGUCUGGGAGAAAAUAGCAGAUCUGCUGCAGAUAGGGUAGAGGAAAGGGGCUAGAAUAUGUACUCGCAGCUGACGCGGGCAGGCUCCACGCUGAACGGUUACACAGAGAGGAAACAAUAAAUCUAAGCUACUAUUGCAAUAAAUAUCUCAAGUUUUAACGAAGGAAACUAUCAUUACAGUUAAAUUUUUUUUUCAAGUAACGCUUUUUUAGAACAAAGCUAACAAAUGGCUAGUUUUCUGUGGAUCUUCUUCAAACGCUUUCUUUAACGGGGAAAGAGUCAAACAAGCAGUUUUACCUGAAAUAAAGAACUAGUUUAAAGGUCAGAAGAGAAGAGCAAGCUUUGCAGGAGGCUCGGAAGGCAAGCGCUGGCAGUACAAUGACAGUUUUCCUUUCCUUUGCAUUCUUCGCUGCCAUUCUGACUCACAUAGGGUGCAGCAACCAGCGCCGAAAUCCAGAAAACGGAGGGAGAAGAUAUAACCGGAUUCAACAUGGGCAAUGUGCCUACACUUUCAUUCUUCCAGAACACGACGGGAACUGCCGUGAGAGUGCGACAGAGCAGUACAACACCAACGCUCUGCAAAGGGAUGCUCCACACGUGGAGCCGGAUUUCUCUUCCCAGAAACUUCAGCAUCUGGAGCAUGUGAUGGAAAAUUAUACUCAGUGGCUGCAAAAACUUGAGAAUUACAUUGUGGAAAAUAUGAAGUCGGAGAUGGCCCAGAUACAGCAGAAUGCUGUUCAAAACCACACGGCCACCAUGCUUGAGAUAGGAACCAGUCUCUUAUCUCAGACUGCAGAGCAGACCCGAAAGCUGACAGAUGUUGAGACCCAGGUACUAAAUCAAACAUCCCGACUUGAAAUACAACUGCUGGAGAAUUCAUUAUCAACAUACAAGCUAGAGAAGCAACUUCUCCAACAGACGAAUGAAAUCCUGAAGAUUCACGAAAAAAACAGUUUAUUAGAGCACAAAAUCUUAGAAAUGGAGGGAAAACACAAAGAAGAAUUGGACACCUUGAAGGAGGAGAAAGAAAACCUUCAAGGCUUGGUUUCUCGUCAGACAUUCAUCAUCCAGGAGUUGGAGAAGCAACUUAGUAGAGCUACCAACAACAACAGCAUCCUGCAGAAGCAACAACUGGAGCUCAUGGACACAGUUCAUAACCUUGUCAGCCUUUGCACUAAAGAAGUUUUGUUAAAGGGAGGAAAAAGAGAAGAAGAGAAACCAUUUCGAGACUGUGCAGAUGUAUAUCAAGCUGGUUUUAAUAAGAGUGGAAUCUACACUAUUUAUUUUAAUAAUAUGCCAGAACCCAAAAAGGUAUUUUGCAAUAUGGAUGUGAAUGGGGGAGGUUGGACAGUAAUACAACACCGUGAAGAUGGGAGCCUGGAUUUCCAGAGGGGCUGGAAGGAGUAUAAAAUGGGUUUUGGGAAUCCCUCUGGUGAAUAUUGGCUUGGGAACGAGUUCAUUUUUGCAAUAACCAGUCAGAGGCAGUACAUGCUGAGGAUUGAGCUGAUGGACUGGGAAGGGAACCGAGCCUACUCACAGUACGACAGAUUCCACAUAGGAAAUGAAAAGCAGAACUAUAGGUUAUAUUUAAAAGGUCACACAGGGACAGCAGGCAAACAGAGCAGCUUGAUCUUACAUGGUGCUGAUUUCAGCACAAAGGAUGCUGAUAACGACAACUGUAUGUGCAAAUGCGCCCUCAUGCUAACAGGAGGUUGGUGGUUCGAUGCCUGUGGCCCUUCCAAUCUAAAUGGAAUGUUCUACACUGCGGGACAAAAUCAUGGAAAACUGAAUGGGAUAAAGUGGCACUACUUCAAAGGGCCCAGUUACUCCUUACGUUCCACCACCAUGAUGAUCCGGCCCUUGGACUUUUGAAGGUGCCAUGCCAGUAUUAGAAAGCUGCAAAGAAAUCUGGGCAUGUUCCCAGAUGAGAAGCUAUUCAGAGGCUUCAGAUACAACGAGCAUUGUCUCCCUUCCAGCAGCAAGUGGUUAUGUCAUGUCACUGGGUACUUGACCAUGGAUUUGGAGCCUUCUGAGGUCAACAGAAUCGCCACUUGUAUCCAGAGAAUGCCACUCACUAUCAUGUUUAAAAGGGAAGAAACUUCUCAGCUUGCUGCACUUCAAAGUGCUACUGGAUCACAUUCUGAACUCUUAACAUCCUGAUGCUGAAUCCAACUUGUUUCAUGUAAGAGCACAAGAAGAAGAAACAGCAAAGGAUGUACAUGAAAGAAAAUGGGAACAGGCUUGCCAGAAUCUGUUGGAGAUGGAUUGUGGAAGUGACCUGGUGUCACUGUAGGAAAUCCUGCUAACAAUACGUCACUGCCCAAAAGGGACAUAAAGAAAAGUUUUGUCUACUGAGUUGGCUAAAAGUUAGUGGAGUUCACCUGCCCAUUUCCAGUAUCAUAUUUACUAGUUGAUUUCAGUUUUCCUGUGUUCAAAUGUAAACUCUUUUCUUGUAAGCCAUGAUACAAUAUAGUACAUGGAGGAUAAGAGUUGGGGGUAGAAGGUGCCUAAAGACUCUUGAGUUUCUGGGGAUUCAGUUUUCAAAAGAUAUAAAAUAUAAUCAAGAAUGGAUAAAACAGGUGAAAAUCACACUCAUGCUACAGUGUUCCUUUACCUGAAAUUUGACUAACUGAUCCACAAGAAUGUUUAGAGCCUGAGUAUAUAUAAAGACUGGAAGUGUUAUCAUUCAGUUCUCAAAACAAUAAGCAGGCAGUUAACAUUCUCAUUGACAGUAUAUAGGAGAGCAAUGUGUGGAGUACUUGUGUUGGAACAGCCCAUUGUACAGAUCUUGCAUGUAUUUGCGUAUGUAUGGCAUUAUUAUUUUUAAAGUGUUCAUGGGCCUUCAAUUCUUCAUCCAGAUUUUUCAUGCUAAUUUAAUUUUUGUUAAUUAACUGCAAUGUACUUACUAAAUAUAUCCUACUCCAGUUUUUUAUGAGUUAUACUUUAAAGUCUACAAACAAUAGAAGAAUUUUAAAUAUCAUUGUACAUAAUAUCAUAUACCUGUCCAUGCUAAACUCAAUAACUGUUUAGUCUGGAAUAUAUGAUGCUGUUCACAACUGAUGACUAUAAAUAUGAUUGUUUAAAGACAGUUACCAUACUAUUGAUUAAAUAUAUUACUCUGCAUAGUUUUUAUCCUCCAGGAUCUGUUUCUUCAAGCAAUUUCUACCUUGUAAAAUAAUGGUAGUAGAGAAAAUUGACAUAACUCCUUGUACAAAAGAAUUAUAGAAAAAAAAUUACAGUCAUUUGACUAGGAAGUUUCUGAUUGUCAGCUGCUAUAAGUGCCUUAGUUAAGAUGCCCCUGUGUUAUAAUAUGUAGUAAGUGAAGUUUUGGACACAGGAUUCUGUGAUAACCUGAUGUGACUGCAGUAUUCUAUCAAGUGCUCUUUGUUGUUAAAUGUUCAAGGUUACAGUAGAAAAAACAUUCAAUCAAACACAAUUUGCCAUGAAAGGAGAGAACUAAAUGUAGACAUCAGUUCUGUUUUCUCAGAGAAGGAGAAGACUUUCUGGGACAUACAUGUACCAAAAUAUAAAUCUUGAUAAUUGCAGCCACAAAGCCUUAGUGACUUUCCUCUACCUGGUAAAACAAAGCUCUUCAUGCUUUUAUGAAAAGAUUCUGAAUGUUUACCACCACAUCUUUCUUAUAUUUAUAUGUGUUCAUAAAGUACCAUUUUGCCUUACAGGAGGUAUGUGCAGACAUUACAGAAUUUUUCUACUAUACUACUACUGUGACUCCUUCACAGCUCUCUUAAGCCUAUCCCUCUAAAAGCUUCCUUCUCAUUUAGAUGAAAGAAAAUGAGUAUUUUUGUGAUUCUGGUGAUUGUGGUUGUUGUUGUUGUUGUUCCCACAGAUGUUUGAAAACUCAUCUUUGGUAAAUUGUUUUUCAAUCCACAUUACAAAAAUAGAGCGAAACAAGGAGAAAAAAAAGCAUGGAAUUUACUGAUUUGUUAUGUGGGUUUGAAAAAUAAGAUAUUGUUUUCAGUUAUUUAUAAUAAAGCAGUAUAAUGUGUACAUUGUAUAAUGCCAACAUGUGUGUAGCAAUUUGAUAUGCAUAGCUUUUUGCAUUUAAUUAAUGCAGGGCAGAAAAAUUAGAUACUAGAACUUUGUCUUUAAGUUUCUAUUUCAAUAAAAGCUGUGUCAUUUCUAUGAAAAUGUCUUCAUAACAUUACAUUAUUUCAUUUAAAUAAAAUUGAAAAUAAUGUGUGCAA